AUAUGAGAGAACCGGGCUGAUUGUGCAACGAGAUUCUGGUGCUGCUACUCCCGCUUUCGCUGCUGAAGACUACUUUGGGUUGCAGGAACGAUCAAAAGACAAGACGAAUCCAACACUUAAACAUUCUGUGUUAAUCAAACCUAUUCCUUCUGAUAUUAGAAGCGGUUCGUGUGUCGAGAAGCGAGAGGAACACUGAAGAGAAAAGAAAUAUAACAGCCAUGAAGAGUCUCGUCCUUUUCUUAUUUCUUUUCGUUGUUGGUCUUUGGGUGACUGAAGGACAGCAGUUGACUCAAGGACCGUCGGUGGCUACAGGACUGCCAGGGACUAGGGAAGGAGGGGAAGAACAAGAGAGUGCAGCACUACCAGAUGAUGAAGAAGAUUUAGGGAGUGAUAAAGACCUAGGGGACGGCGAGUCGCCAGGGAAUGAUGACGAGUCAGAGGAUGAAGGUGAGUCGGAGGAUGAAGGCGAGUCAGAGGAUGAAGGCGAGUCAGAGGAUGAAGGCGAGCCAGAGGAUGGAGAAGAGUCAGACGAUGAAGCGUUAUCGUCAGAGGAUGACGAUCAGGGAGGGGAUGGUGACGAGUCAGACGAUGACGACGAGGGAGGAGAUGAAUACGAAUCAGGGGACCCGGACGAGUCAGGGAAUGAAGACGCUUCAGAGGUAGUUGAUGCAAUUGAUGAAGAAUCCGACAGUGAAGUUGACCCGGUGAGUGGAGUUCCGUCGUUUCAUAACGAAACAGUUGAUUCUGGUAACUCGACGACAGAAGGAGAAAGUCUUGCUGUAUUCACGACUCGACGAACCUGUCGAAGGCCGUGUUAUGUAAGAGUUGCCGCUAGAAAAUCAAGGAUAGCGAUAUGCAGUAAAAAACCGCGCAAAACGUGUACAAAAUUCAGCCUGGUUUAUAAAAGAGUUCGUAGAACGUGCCGCAGAUGUUGUAAAGGAUGGACUGGCACGCCUAGAAAAUGCAAAGAUAUAAACGAGUGUAAAGGCAGGAAUCCAUGUAGAUACGGUAGAUGCCAGAACACGCCAGGAUCCUACAAAUGUCACUGUAAAAAGGGGUAUUAUUUCAACGGGAGAACAUGUAUUCGGGGAACAAACGCGUGUAAACGGAAACCGUGUGGUAGACACGGUAGAUGCCGCAACGUGGGAAGAUCAUACAGAUGCUAUUGUAACCGUGGGUACCGUUUCAACAGGAAAACGUGUGUUGAUAUCAACGAAUGUGCAAGGAAGGCUUGUGGUUGUUAUGCAAAAUGUUACAACACGCCAGGUUCCUACCGCUGUAGGUGUUAUCGUCCCGGCUAUCGAAUGUACAAAGGGAAAUGCGUUGACAUCAAUGAAUGUAAACGAAACCCUUGUCCUUCUGAUGCCACAUGCUACAAUUACCCAGGAUCCUACUACUGUAGAUGUAGACGUGGUUACCGAUAUGAGAAUAAGAAAUGUGUUGAUGUCAACGAGUGUAGCUAUAGAAGAAGAUGUGACCAAAUCUGUAUCAAUACUCUCGGAUCGUAUUAUUGCCGCUGUAGAAACGGUUAUGAAAUAUUUAGAAAACGUUACUGCGUGGACAUCGACGAAUGUAGAUGCAACAAUGGGGGCUGCCCUUUCCCCUAUAGAUGUAUUAACAAACCCGGACACCACUACUGUGAAUGCCCCUUCGGUUUUACAGCUAAAGGGAAAUUCUGUCACCUUACUGUGCCACAAAAUAAACUGAACUUUACUCUCCCAGACAAAAAAUCAGUUAUACCAAGAGUAACACUGCCGGCUGUUCCUACAACUCCUGCAUCGCCAGCCGCACAAUAGACGAACUGGUCAUAAAUGGAUGCUUCCUAUUGUCUUCAAUCGAGUCUGACAUGGAAUCUAAAAACGUCAACAGCAAAAACUAUCACAACUAUAUUACACAUAACAUAAUCAAGUCCUGAUAAUAAAACACAUAACACCCUGAUCGGAACAUUUUCAUAUAAUGUGACCUCAACACUAGACCAUCUCCAUGCAAGAUCUCGUGAUGACAAUCCCAUAAUCUCACUUUAUAUCAUUGAAAUGCCUUUAUUUUAUUGUUUUCAUUUUAUUAAUUGAAUUGAUUACUCAAAUAAAACAAUAUUUUAAUCACAAAAAA
Molecule: messenger RNA, 2109 nt
Organism: Octopus sinensis (East Asian common octopus)
Lineage: Eukaryota; Metazoa; Mollusca; Cephalopoda; Octopoda; Octopodidae
Product: hemicentin-1-like
Exons: 9
Coding region: 219-1796 (525 amino acids)
Molecular function (GO): calcium ion binding
Source: RefSeq, a predicted model, not a curated record